GUUGGAAUCCUUGCGAAAUCCUACAUUGAUCAAGGGCGGCUUAUUCCAGAUGACAUAAUGACAAGACUAAUGCUGAAUGAGCUAAAAGGUCUAGAUCAGUACAACUGGCUGUUGGAUGGUUUCCCCAGAACGGUUGCUCAGGCAGAAGCCCUGGAUAAAGAAUGUCAAAUAGACACUGUGAUUGACCUAGAUGUACCAUUUGAUACCAUAAAAUGUCGGCUCACAGCACGCUGGAUCCAUCCUGCCAGUGGCAGAGUCUACAAUCUGGAAUUCAGUCCUCCCAAAGUGCAGGGCAUUGAUGAUAUUACCGGAGAGCCACUUGUUCAGCGUGAUGAUGAUAAGCCAGAGACAGUUACGAAGAGGCUGCAGGCUUACGAUGCACAAACAAAACCUGUUCUAGAAUAUUAUCGGGAAAAAGGAUUACUGAAAUCCUUCCCUGGAACAGAAACCAAUAAGAUCUGGCCACAUAUCUAUGCUUUCCUCCAAACCAAGUUGCCAGAUGUAAACCAGAAAGAUGCUGCCACUACCAGGUGAAAAUAGGUCUAAAUUCUGCUCAUCUGUCAUAGCUCACACUUGAUUACAUGAGAUUCAGCAGUCAAGGAUUUCUCUUAAGUAGACUACCAGACUGAUCAAUAAUUAAAGUUUAAUGUUGUCCUUAACUUACAUUAUGAUAAAACUUUGUUGCUUGUGGUUCUCACUUUAAUGCUGUAUUUUUUUUAUAUUAAAUAUACCUAAAUUUUAUAGUACUUCAACAA
This is a messenger RNA of Nestor notabilis (Kea), 755 nucleotides long. RefSeq names its product adenylate kinase 3 (gene AK3). Lineage: Eukaryota; Metazoa; Chordata; Aves; Psittaciformes; Psittacidae. The record is from RefSeq and is a predicted model, not a curated record. Gene Ontology annotation, molecular function: AMP kinase activity; ATP binding. Gene Ontology annotation, biological process: nucleobase-containing compound metabolic process. The transcript is spliced from 4 exons. The coding region runs from base 58 to 534 and encodes 158 amino acids. Gene Ontology annotation, cellular component: cytoplasm.